AUGACGGUAGAUCAAAAGUAUUGGGAGGAGUUGAAACCUUACCAAGAGGGAGUUCCUCCUCACGAUCCUGAAUCCAAUAAAGAACGUUACCUUAUUAAGGAUGGUAAUCGUCGUAAAUUUGAUAUUGAAAGUACCACUAAAAGGUUUGAGCAUCUUUUAUCAUUAAGUGGAAUUUUCAGACAUUUCAUCGAAAGAAGAGCCCAAAAGGAUGAUAGGUUUAAGAAAGUGUUGGAAGUGUUAGAUACUAAUGGUGGUAAGAAGAAAAGUGGUAGAGGUGGUGAUAAGAGAAGACGUAAAACUGAGAGGGAGGAAGAUGCGGAAUUGUUGAAAGGUGAAGAAGCAGAAGAAGCAGAAGAAGAUGAGAUCGAUUUUCAAUUUACCGAAUCACCAUCCUUUGUGAAAGGAUCCCUAAGGUCUUAUCAGAUUCAAGGUUUGAACUGGUUAAUUUCAUUGCAUACAAAUGGAUUAGCAGGUAUACUGGCAGACGAAAUGGGUCUUGGUAAAACUUUACAAACCAUUGCGUUCUUAGGGUAUUUAAGAUACAUUGAAAAGGUACCAGGCCCCUUCUUCAUCAUUGCACCUAAGUCUACUCUGAAUAAUUGGAUUAGAGAGAUCAACCACUGGACUCCUGAAUUCAAUGCCUUCAUCAUGCAAGGUACGAAAGAGGAAAGAUCAGAGUUGGUCAAUAAGAGACUCUUAGCCUGUGAUUUUGAUAUUGUUGUGGCGUCUUAUGAAAUCACAAUUAGAGAGAAGAGCUCUUUCAAGAAAAUGGAUUGGCAAUACGUGAUCAUAGAUGAGGCCCAUAGAAUUAAAAAUGAAGAAUCGAUGUUAUCACAAGUACUUCGAGAAUUCUCAUCAAGGAACAGGUUGCUAAUCACUGGUACUCCUCUACAGAACAACCUACACGAAUUAUGGGCAUUACUAAAUUUCUUAUUACCUGACAUUUUCUCCAAUUCUGAGGAUUUUGAUGAGUGGUUUUCUUCAGAGGGUACGGAAGAGGAUCAAGAGAAUAUCGUUAAACAAUUGCACACUGUUUUGCAUCCUUUCCUGUUGCGUCGUAUCAAAAGUGAUGUGGAAAAAUCGUUAUUGCCCAAGAAAGAGUUAAACGUUUACGUGGGGAUGUCUACCAUGCAGAAGACAUGGUACAAGCAAAUUUUGGAGAAGGACUUGGAUGCAGUGAAUGCAUCUGGUGGCCAAAAGGAAUCAAAGACGAGAUUACUUAACAUCGUUAUGCAAUUGAGGAAAUGUUGUAACCAUCCAUACUUAUUUGACGGUGCCGAACCAGGUCCACCAUAUACUACAGAUGAGCAUUUGGUUUACAAUUCUGCAAAGCUUAAAGUUCUAGAUAAGUUGUUAAGAAAGAUGAAAGAGCAAGGUUCUCGUGUAUUAAUCUUCAGUCAAAUGUCUAGGUUGCUAGAUAUUCUAGAGGACUAUUGUUUUUUGAGAGAAUAUGACUACUGCAGAAUCGAUGGUUCCACAGAUCAUGAAGACAGAAUAAGGUCUAUUGAUGAAUAUAACCGCCCUGAUUCUAACAAGUUUUUAUUUUUGCUAACUACUCGUGCUGGUGGGUUGGGUAUCAAUUUGACUAGUGCCGAUGUGGUGGUCCUGUAUGAUUCCGAUUGGAACCCUCAAGCUGAUCUUCAAGCUAUGGAUAGAGCACAUCGUAUUGGUCAAAAGAAACAAGUCAAGGUCUUCAGAUUCGUCACAGAUAAUUCAGUCGAAGACAAAAUUUUGGAAAGAGCUACUCAAAAGCUAAGAUUGGACCAAUUGGUUAUCCAGCAGAGCAGGACUUCAUUACAGAAGCAAAAGAAGGAAAAUAAAAAUGAUUCUAAGGAUGCUCUACUUUCGAUGAUCCAACACGGUGCUGCGGAUGUUUUCCAAAGCUCCAGUUCCAGUCAUGCAAACACUCCACAACCAGAUGGUGAAGAUAACAAGGACGGUGACAUUGAUUUGGAUGAAAUUUUAGCUUCUUCCGAAUCCAAGACCAAGUCUCUAGCUGCCAAGUAUUCUGCUUUAGGUCUUGACGACUUGCAAAAAUUCAACCAAGAUUCUGCCUACGAAUGGAACGGCCAAGACUUCAAAAAGAAAAUUCAAAAGGACAUUAUCGAUCCUACAUGGAUUGAGCCCACCAGAAGAGGACGUAAAGCUGCUGAUUAUUCGAUCGAUGGAUACUACAAGGAUGUUCUGCAGACGGGUAAACCAGCUGCACCAGCUCAACCCAAGAUGCCAAAACCCCAUCCCUUCUACUCUCAUCAAUUGCAACAUCCUCAACUGAAAUCACUUUACGAGAAAGAACGUUUCUGGAAUGCCAAGAAGGCAGGUUAUACGCCCAACAUGGACGACGUGAAAAACACCUAUGGGGACAUCACUGAUGAAAAGGAAAAGAAUCAGAAAUUAGAGAUUCUAAAGCUGUCUAUUAGUAACGCACAGCCUCUCACUGAAGAAGAGGAAAAGAGUAAAACUGAAUGGGAAAGUGAAGGUUUCACUAAUUGGAGUAAGACAGAGUUUAGAAAAUUCAUUACAGCAUCGGGGAAAUAUGGUAGAAAUUCUAUCCAAGCUAUCGCUCUGGAAUUAGCACCGGGCAAGACCGUGGAUGAAGUACGAGACUAUGCUAAGAGUUUUUGGGCUAACAUUGAGCGUGUGGAAGAUUAUGAGAAACACUUGAAAUUCAUCGAGGGUGAAGAAGAGAAGAUCAAGAAGGUCAAACAUCAACAAGAGGCACUACGUCGUAAGAUGACCCAGUGUACGAACCCAUUAUUUGAUCUAACGUUAAAUCAUCCACCAUCAACAAAUAACAAGAGAACGUUCUCCGAAGAGGAGGACCGCUUUAUUUUGAUAAUGCUAUUCAAAUACGGAUUGGACAGGGAUGAUGUCUACGAGUUGAUGCGUGAUGAGAUUAGAGACUGUCCUCUAUUUGAAUUCGACUACUAUUUCCAAAGCAGAACUCCGGUAGAAUUAGCAAGGAGAGCUUACACUUUAUUGCAAUGUCUGGAGAAGGAAUUCAAUUCUGGUCUAACGCUAGACGAACAGACCAAGAAACGCCUACAAGAAGAAGAUGAAACUGGUAAGAGGACAAGAGAAGAAAUGGAGAAAGAGCAUGAAGCGGCAUCUUCAGAGUCUCAAGUAAAACAAGAACAACAAAAGGACGUUGAAGAGGAUGCUACAGCCACGACUGCAGACGCAGCAGAUGUUGAUUCCUCUGAUGUUCCUGCCGCCAGCAACGGAACCAGUGAAGCAGUCAACGACCAAAGCGAUGACGCCAACAAGAGAGUAAAACUAGAGUAG
This is a messenger RNA of Zygosaccharomyces rouxii, 3285 nucleotides long. RefSeq names its product chromatin-remodeling ATPase ISW1 (gene ISW1). Gene Ontology annotation, biological process: regulation of transcription by RNA polymerase II; nucleosome organization. The record is from RefSeq and is a predicted model, not a curated record. Gene Ontology annotation, cellular component: nucleus; chromatin. The transcript has a single exon. Gene Ontology annotation, molecular function: histone binding; ATP binding; nucleosome binding. NCBI's taxonomy places the organism in Eukaryota, Fungi, Ascomycota, Saccharomycetes, Saccharomycetales, Saccharomycetaceae. The coding region runs from base 1 to 3285 and encodes 1094 amino acids.